This is a messenger RNA of Acanthochromis polyacanthus (spiny chromis), 1841 nucleotides long. Its product is annotated as sodium/hydrogen exchanger 9B2. Gene Ontology annotation, cellular component: membrane. NCBI's taxonomy places the organism in Eukaryota, Metazoa, Chordata, Actinopteri, Pomacentridae. The record is from RefSeq and is a predicted model, not a curated record. The transcript is spliced from 13 exons. Gene Ontology annotation, molecular function: antiporter activity. Bases 16 to 1629 code for a protein of 537 amino acids. Gene Ontology annotation, biological process: proton transmembrane transport.
GCCCAGUCUCCGUCUAUGUCUCUCACCCCUCUCUCUCCUACUCUCUCCUUUAUAACGAACUGUGCUGGUCAGAGAGGGAGUAAAGUUCAGGAGGAGAGAGAGAUCACAGUGCUGCCGAGGAGGAGCCAGCCAGACACGAUCAAGAUGGCCUCCUCAGAACCGUCGUCCUGCUGUGCAUCCUGCAUCGCUCUGAAGGAACGUUGUCCUCGUCCUCAGGGUCUCCUCAACCUGCUCAUCACCAAACUGUGUCUCUUUGCUCUGCUGUUUGGCGUGGUCUGGUCCAUCACUGGUCAGGAGUGUCUACCUGGAGGGAACCUCUUCGGUCUAGUCAUCCUCUUCAUCUGCUCUGUCCUUGGAGGGAAGCUGGUCGGACUGAUCCAACUGCCCACGCUGCCCCCCUUCCCUCCACUACUUGGCAUGCUGCUGGCCGGCCUCGUCUUGCGGAACGUUCCCUACAUCACGGACGCCGUCUUCAUCGACACUCACUGGUCUGCAGCUCUGAGGAACAUCGCGCUGUCCAUCAUCCUGACCAGAGCCGGGCUGGGCCUUGACCCCUCAGCGCUGCGGCGGCUGAAGGCCGUGUGCGUUCGCCUCGCCAUCGGUCCCUGUGUGGUGGAGGCCUGCUGUGUAGCCGUGGUGUCCCACCUACUGCUGGGGCUGCCCUGGACCUGGGGCUUCAUCCUGGGCUUCGUUCUGGCUGCAGUGUCUCCAGCCGUUGUGGUUCCGUCCAUGUUGCUCCUUCAGAGAGAAGGAUUUGGAGUGGAGAAGGGAAUCCCCACCCUACUGAUGGCUGCUGGAAGCUUCGAUGAUAUUCUGGCUAUAACGGGGUUCUCCACCUGCCUGGGCAUCGCCUUCUCUACAGGUUCUACCUGGAUGAACAUACUGAAGGGUCUGCUGGAGGUGGUGGGAGGCGUGAUAGCUGGACUCAUCCUGGGCCUGUUCCUGGUCUGGUUCCCCAGCAGAGACCAGGAGGACCUGGUGCUGAGGAGAACCCUCAUGCUUUUGGGUCUGUCCAUAUUUUCGGUCUUCUUCAGUCAUGUCAUUGGUUUUGCUGGAGCUGGUGGUCUCUGCACGUUGGUUCUGUCCUUCCUGGCUGCUCUCGGCUGGAAGACCGACAAGGCCCCGGUGGCAGCCCUGGUGGGUCAGUCCUGGGAUGUAUUCCAGCCUCUCCUGUUUGGUCUGAUUGGAGCUGAGAUCACCAUAGCAACCCUGAGUCCGAGCACCGUGGGUCUGGGCAUGGCCUGCAUCCUCAUCGGUCUGGUGAUUCGUCUGCUGGUCACCUUCCUGCUGGUCCACUAUGGACGCUUCAACCUGAAAGAGAAGUUCUUCAUCGCUGUGGCGUGGCUGCCUAAAGCCACCGUACAGGCUGCCAUCGGCUCCAAGGCGCUGGACAUGGCGAGGGAGGAAGGUGACGAGGUCUUGAUGAAGUUUGGUUUGGACGUGCUAACAUUAGCCGUGUUGGCCAUCCUGACCACGGCGCCCAUCGGUGCUCUGGGUAUUGGUCUGGCUGGACCCCGCCUCCUGGCCCGGCAGGUCAAAGGAGAAGAAGUGGAUGACGAAGCCUCAUCUCCCUGUCGCAACAGCAUCGUUCAAGAAAAAGACAGCGUGACCCUGGAGAGCAAACUAUGAGGCUUCUGAUUGGACAAACGGACUCUGACUACAUUUAUAGCACUCCCUCUGGCCACUCCUUACGUAGAUGAACCAUAGUAUGUAGCUGCUUGAGGUUUUUAGAUGUUCCUGCUCGUUUCUUCUAUGCUUUGAUAGCUGACCUGCUGUCCAUGUGUGAAUGUUUCAUUAUGAUGUUCUUUAUGAUGCUAAUAACAGUAAAGUCAGAGAAACUG